UGCUGAGCGCGCGCGAGAACAAUAAUAAGAUCGUGUUUGCGGUCGCUGCCCGAGGAGGAAUUCGGAGGAGGCGCGAGGCCCGGUGCUCGCGCCGCGCCCGGGAGCCCGGCAAAGAGGCCGCCGGCGGCGGCGGCGGCAUGAGGCAGGCGACGCGGCGCCUGUGAGCAGCGCGCGGCAGCGGUGGGGACCUCCGCGCGGACGAGAGCAGGGCGGCCGGGGGUUCCCCUCCCCCGCUGCCGGGCGGUGAUUUGCCGGGCCUGCUGCGCCCCCCGCCCACCCCUCGCCUCAGCCGCCGCCUCGCCGCUUCCCCUCGUCGGAGCGGCCGCUCGUCCGCCCGCCCGGCUCGAGGCCCGCGGGGAGCGCGGCGCAGUCCGUCGGCCCGCGGGGGGGCGGCCUCCCGGCAUCUUCGGGGCGCCCAAGGACGACCAGGAAGGAGAGCGGCCGGGAUGGCGCGUCCGCGGCCCCGCGAGUACAAGGCGGGCGACCUGGUCUUCGCUAAGAUGAAGGGCUACCCACACUGGCCGGCCCGGAUUGAUGAACUCCCAGAGGGAGCUGUGAAGCCUCCAGCAAAUAAGUAUCCUAUCUUCUUUUUUGGCACCCAUGAAACUGCAUUUCUAGGUCCCAAAGACCUUUUCCCUUAUAAGGAAUACAAAGACAAGUUUGGAAAGUCAAACAAACGGAAAGGAUUUAAUGAAGGAUUGUGGGAAAUAGAAAAUAACCCAGGAGUAAAGUUUACUGGAUACCAGGCAAUUCAGCAACAGAGCUCUUCAGAAACCGAGGGAGAAGGUGGGAAUACUGCAGAUGCAAGCAGUGAGGAAGAAGGUGAUAGAGUAGAAGAAGAUGGAAAAGGCAAAAGAAAGAAUGAAAAAGCAGGCUCAAAACGGAAAAAGUCAUACACUUCAAAGAAAUCCUCUAAACAGUCCCGGAAAUCUCCAGGAGAUGAAGAUGACAAGGACUGCAAAGAAGAAGAAAAUAAAAGCAGCUCUGAGGGUGGAGAUGCCGGCAAUGACACAAGAAACACGACUUCAGACUUGCAAAAACCCAGUGAAGGGACCUAAUUACCAUAAUGAAUGCUGCAUAUUAAGAAAACCACAAGAAGGUUAUACGUUUGGUUGUCUAAUAUUCUUGGAUUUGAUAUGAACCAACACAUAGUCCUUGUUGUCAUUGACAGAACCCCAGUUUGUAUGUACAUUAUUCACAUUCCUCUCCGUUGUGUUUAGGGGAAAAAAGACAUUUUAGCCUUUUUUUAAGGUUAUUGAUUUAAUUUCAUGUUAUUUGGUUGCAUGAAGUUGCCCUUAACCACUAAGGAUUAUCGAGAUUUUUGCACAAGCUUAUACAAGUCUAGGAUCCUUUAUCAAGGCAGUUAUGUUAUCACUCUCCUGCCUUUACUCCACCAUCACCAAAUACUCAGCUAAAUACAAAUAAGCAUUUUUUAAAAUGACCACUCAACAUAUUGCUUAAGGGAUUUCCUCUCUGUGACAGAACCCAGGAACCAAUUCCUAGAUACAUAAUGUUGGCAUAUUGAAGAUGAACUUAAAAUUGUCCUUCAGUUUUGAGGCCAUGUGUAAAGUUUAAUCAUACUGUAAAAUAUCUAUUCCGUAUUAGAAAUAGCUAGUUGACAGCUUAUACUUCUCAAAACUCAUGUUGUUAUGUACACAAACUCAGUUUCUGUAUGUGAAGUUAGUGAGUCUUUUGUGUUACUCCAAAAUAGAGGCAAUGAUUUAUUUUUUCCCAAUCUCAGUACAAUUUGAGCUAAUCACUCAAGCUGGAUACUUUACAUUUUAAAGCUGGAAUCAGCAGUAGCCCUAUGGGAAGUCAGACAAAGCAUUGACUUUUAAAUAUAGACUUUUAAAAUGAUCUGUUGUUUUCUUUUGGAACUAGAAUUAGAAUAGUUAAUAUUCAUCCACAAACCAUUAUUAUGUGUACAUGAUUGUUGCAAUUGUGAUAAUAGAAAAUUUUAUUUAUUUUUAUGCCAGCUUAUAUUGUGAGAACACAUUUAGUCAGUUUGGGUUUUAUCAAUCCUGUUAUGCUUGUCCUUGGAACAUCUUUCGCGUAUUCAAGGUUUGUAGUUGAAAAGUUUACUGUAAAAAAAAAUCAAAAACAAAAAAAUGUAUUGUUUUUACAGAAUAAAUUUAUUGGAAUGUGUACUGGGAGUAAGAUUUGAGGUUGUAAACAACUAAGUUAGUGUAAUUUGGCUUCAUAUAUGUAAUGUGAGGUAUUAAUGUAAUUCAUAUAUUAAAGCAAAAAUUGUUAACAGCAAGUUGACAAUAGAAUCAAGUGCAGGUGAGGGUUUUCUUUUUCUUUCUUUUUUUUUUUUUUAACACUAUGGGUUUUAGGGUUUUUGUAAACACUGGGGGGAGGGAGAGGAAUUGGCUACAUGAUUGCUUGCACAUCUAAGAUACUUACCAGUUCAGUGGACCCUAAAUUCACAUACUUGACAUUAUCCAUGCAUUGAUUUGGACCCCAUUUUCUUUUGGUUUUCUUAUUUUGGUGACGAGCUAGUAAAUAACAUGAAGAAAAAAUGUAAGUGGCUCUAAAAGCUUAGGGCCAUUAAUGAUGAUGGUGGUGGUGGUGGUGGUGGUGGUGGUGGUGGUGAUGGCAGCUGAGGACAUGAAAGCACCAGUCCACCACUCCAGGGCUCUGAGGAGGCGGCUGGAUAUUUGGUUUGUUUCUCAUUUAGCAAAUAUUGAUUUUCCUCUAUUAUACUCACACUUCCAAAUAUGAAAAGUUCAUUAACAGAGAGUAGGAAUGCCAAUCCAGUUCUUUUUCCUUAAAAGGUACUUUUUAAUUUUGAAUAUUUUAAUCUAAAAUUAAUGAAAUUUAAUUAAUUCAUCAAAAGUCCGUCCUCUUCAUUGCUCACACUAAAACAUAAGGAGAAUGUAAAUGACAUUUUGAAUUGGAACAUAUUACCGACAGAUUUUCAAAACAAAAAGCCUAAAGACUGCAGAACUUUUUCUGAAAAAAAAAAAAUACAAAAUGUUUCAAAUUUAAUACAAUUUGUCUUCAUAAAAGACCAAAAAUGAUUUAUUAAAAAUAUACACUGAAAUGCAAUAGAAAUAUUUCCAGUCACCAAUAAAAUAAGGGUAAUGAUAAAGUUAUAGAUCCCUCCUUAGCUAUUUAGACUCACAAUUUUCAGUAAAAGCAAUUUUUGAAACAGCAGUAAAUAAUAUACUUUCCUUGGGAAAACAUUUUUCAAGCAACAUUUUUAAAUAUUCUGAUGAUUUGUCUUUUAUAUUGAGGUUGAUAAUGAAACAUAGAUCUUAUAUGCAAAAAUAUUUCUCCAAUCUGUAUUUGCUCUUUUGAAAUUUUUAAUAUGCAUAGACCAUUUUCACUUUUGUCCUUUUCAUGCUCACUAUUAUAGGAGCUAAAUUGUAAUUUUUCACACUUAUAUUUAAUAUGUGCAAACAGAAUAUUGAGAUAGGUGGUCGAGUUUAUUCACAAAUAACUUGAAAUAUAUUUCUUUAAGCAAACUUUCUGAAUAACUUCAAUUUUCCUUCAAAAUAAAGAAAAUUUACCCACAUAAUUCCUAUGAUAGCUCACAUAUACAAUACGGAACAAGAAUUUAUGUAUUCUUAAAUGUUUCUUGUGGGAAGAGAGUGGAAUGGGACCAAAUAUCAGCACCAAGAUAACAAAAGUCAGCAACACUAGAGAGAAAGAACAUAAAAUAAUGCUUUUAUUCAACUUUUUCAUCUGCCUUUGUUUUUAUGAAGAACUCUGGUUUGUAGAUACAUCGAUAGGCCAAGAGCUGAGGAAGAACUCCAUAUGCUAUGUUUAAUGCUAAAAAAAGGAUUUUCGCUUCUUCAGGAACUCUGUAGACAUAAGCAGUUCUAGCAUGAAGAGAAGCACCGAUGUGAGAAAACUGAGCCUGUUGCAUUAAAAAAAAAAGGGGGGGGGGGGCGUAAGCAUAAAUUUUGUGUUUAGCUGAACUCAUGAUGAGUUCUGAAUGAUUCAUUCAGACCAUGUUCCUGUGCCCUCAAAACCAGGACUUUCAAACAAUUCAUUACUUUCAAUAUUUCAUUGAAUUUAGGGCCAGUCUUGACAUAACUGUUCAAAUAAAGUAAAUCUUCUUUAGCAUAUCUUUAUCAGGCUAGCUGUUUUUUAAUUUAACCCAUCUAGUGCCCCCAUACCAAACAGCAGUGGCUCAGUUUAACAAAAAUCUGAAUAAAAUCUGCUUUUUCCUGAUUUGCAUUCUAGAGAUAUCCUACAUAGGAACUCAGUUGUGGCUCACAAAAUGUGUUCGAAUAAAAAUGAAACAAGUAUUGAAGCAAGCUAAAAUUUUUUUAGCAUAACUAAAGAGAAGCACUGAGGACCUCAGCUUCACUUAUCAGUUCUUUCACCUGCUCCUUGGAGCAAGGGCUCAAAGCCCUUCAUUACAUUUUGUUUGUUUCUUUUAUUCAUGUAUUUGGUUUUUUUAAUGCAAGUUAAAAAAUACUAAGAGUUGCUUUGUAAGUUAAGGUCAGGGUAGGGAUUUGGCUGCUCUUUAUAAAAUGGCAAAUGUAUACACAGGCAACCUUUUCAAAUCAAAUCAUUUAGACCUACAGCUUGUCAGCAUAAUCUGAGUUUACAAAACAAAGGCAAGAGCUUCCCAUUCGUACUUAGAUACUUGUUCAGAACAUACAUUUGGAAUGUGCCAGUUGGUCUUUUUUGAUACUUUUCAUAAGCACAGGGGAAAACUGUAUUAGAAAGGCUUCCUUGAAAGUAUUUCCUCAGGAUCCUUGUAUCAUUACAAAAUGCAGCUCUGGAGUUUGCAUUUCAUAUCUUACUGAAAUUCAAGAUGUACAUGAAUAAAGGAUUGGGAAUCUGAAUGUAAUAAGUGGUGACUUAUUCAUCAGGAUCAAAGUGAUGAGACAAAAGAUACUAUAAAGAAGGCAUAGAAAUAACAAGAAUGAAAACUAAAUAAUUUGCUUUAAGUACAUGUAAGUUAUCUUAUAUUUCCUUCCAUAUGAAAUCAGUUUAUUCUGCUAAGUGGUUAACAGAUAAAAGUGUUACUUUAGCACUUGACUUUACUGUGAUAAGAAAAGGACAGGUUUUCAUAAGCAGUAUGCCUAGGGAUUGUGUCAGUGACAGAUUUUAACUGGUUACAUUUUUACAAAUUACUGAUACAUUCUGGGGGCAGUCUGGUAGUUUUGCUACUCUCUGGAGAUAGAAAUUAAAUUAGCAUGGUGUGUUGCCAAGGACUAAAGCCAAUGCCAACACAGGAAUCAUCUGCAUUGUCAUCUGUGAGGCACUGAGAGGGCUCUACCCUCAAGCACACCUCCCCCGGGGCAGAUACCCAAACAGAACCCAGCAAACAUUUCAUCUCUAGGCUAUGAAGACAAAAGACCUGGAGAGUAAAGGGUAUUUGAGAGGCUGCCCUGAGGAGCUGCUCUUGUGGACAUUCUAGGAACACUGAAUAGGAACUUGGUCCCUGUCACUAUUUUUUUUCCUAGGGCCUAUUUUGAAUAAUAAUAUUUUCCUGAAUAUAUAACCAAACUUUUUCCUCUGAACUAGAGACCAGAUCUGAACCAUGAUUUUCAGAAAUGUGCAUUUGGUGUCUAUCUUUAUAGACACAUAUACACAUCUCAAAAAUCACCAAAUUUGGGGAAACGUGAACCACUGUUUAAGAGAAUAAUAUGAGCAAUCAUGCCUACUUGCAUAGCGAACCUGCUAAAAAGUCUGAUUUUGUGGGGUCUCUUCCUGCACUGACCAGUGCAGUUAAUACCUCAUUUUCACAAACAGUAAACUCAUGGCAACAUUAAAAAAUGAUCAUGUCCUUAGAUUAGAUUGUAAGCCCAGCGGGCAGGUACUAUGUCUGAUGUUUUGUGUGGCACCUAUCACAUUGUUAGAGCUCAAUAAACGUUCAACAGUAA
Hippopotamus amphibius kiboko is the source of this 5849-nucleotide messenger RNA. RefSeq names its product HDGF like 3 (gene HDGFL3). Bases 447 to 1058 code for a protein of 203 amino acids. The transcript has 6 exons. Gene Ontology annotation, molecular function: transcription coregulator activity; double-stranded DNA binding. Gene Ontology annotation, cellular component: nucleus. Lineage: Eukaryota; Metazoa; Chordata; Mammalia; Artiodactyla; Hippopotamidae. Gene Ontology annotation, biological process: regulation of transcription by RNA polymerase II. The record is from RefSeq and is a predicted model, not a curated record.